AUGAAGUUCUUCGUCGCCAUCACCGCCCUCGCCGCUGCUGUUGCCGCUUCUCCCCUCAAGGAGCCUACUAUUGACAGAAGUGACAGCCCUGCCUGCAAGGCUUGUGCUGAAAAGUGCUCCGAGGGCAGCGGGCCUAUUGCUGGUCUUGCGUGCAGAGCCGUGUCCUGCGUUACCGCUUGCACCGAUAUUCUACCCACAAUUACCAUCUAG
This is a messenger RNA of [Torrubiella] hemipterigena, 210 nucleotides long. The record is from the annotation of a GenBank genome assembly. Lineage: Eukaryota; Fungi; Ascomycota; Sordariomycetes; Hypocreales; Clavicipitaceae.